This is a messenger RNA of Erinaceus europaeus (western European hedgehog), 4541 nucleotides long. RefSeq names its product Rho related BTB domain containing 1 (gene RHOBTB1). Gene Ontology annotation, cellular component: cytoplasm. NCBI's taxonomy places the organism in Eukaryota, Metazoa, Chordata, Mammalia, Eulipotyphla, Erinaceidae. Bases 419 to 2515 code for a protein of 698 amino acids. Gene Ontology annotation, molecular function: GTP binding; GTPase activity; ubiquitin protein ligase binding. The transcript is spliced from 11 exons. The record is from RefSeq and is a predicted model, not a curated record. Gene Ontology annotation, biological process: regulation of proteolysis; proteasome-mediated ubiquitin-dependent protein catabolic process; small GTPase-mediated signal transduction.
CAGCGCGGCGGGCGGGCGGGGCGGGGCGUGGCGGGGCGGGCAGCCCGCGCCCGGGGCCUGGGACCGGGACCGGGACCCGCACCCCGACCGGCGGCGGCGGGGCGAGGCGGUGCCAUGCUGCAGCCUUUGUGCAAAGUUGGGCGGCUCGGCGCCCCCGCGGGAGAGGCUGCUGCCCAGUGGCGGGCCCCCCCCUCCGCCCCCAGCCCUUGAAGGCGGAGAGAGCUCGCGUCUCGCUCGGCUUCAGGGUUGGGCCAAGAAGCCUUGUGAAACUAGCUGAAAUUCAAGUGGAAGAGGAAAGAGAUACCAUUUCCUGCUGGGAGCUGCUGCAGUGGCCACAUUUCACCUAGUACAGGCUACAGUGAUAGAAGUUUUUGCUCUAAGAAGAUUGUGAGAUUUGAGAUUGCCGAGAGUUUUAUAAAUGGACACUGACAUGGACUACGAAAGACCCAAUGUUGAAACCAUCAAAUGUGUGGUCGUGGGAGACAAUGCUGUGGGCAAGACUCGCUUGAUCUGUGCCAGAGCAUGCAACACGACACUAACACAGUAUCAGCUGCUGGCCACCCACGUCCCGACCGUAUGGGCGAUUGACCAAUACAGGGUCUGCCAGGAGGUCUUGGAACGUUCCAGAGAUGUUGUUGACGAAGUGAGUGUUUCUCUCAGGCUUUGGGAUACUUUCGGUGACCAUCACAAAGACAGGCGUUUCGCAUAUGGCAGGUCAGAUGUCGUGGUCCUUUGUUUUUCGAUUGCUAAUCCCAACUCCCUAAAUCAUGUGAAAACCAUGUGGUAUCAGGAAAUCAAGCACUUUUGCCCUCGGACACCUGUUGUUCUAGUCGGCUGCCAGCUCGAUCUCCGCUAUGCUGAUCUUGAAGCUGUUAAUCGAGCCAGACGCCCUUUAGCAAGGCCUAUAAAGAGAGGGGAUAUUUUGCCCCCAGAAAAAGGCCGAGAGGUUGCAAAGGAGCUUGGCAUACCAUACUAUGAAACAAGUGUGUUUGACCAGUUCGGCAUCAAGGAUGUGUUUGACAAUGCAAUCCGAGCUGCACUCAUCUCCCGCCGGCACCUGCAGUUCUGGAAGUCCCACUUAAAGAAAGUUCAGAAGCCUUUACUCCAGGCACCGUUCCUACCUCCGAAAGCCCCUCCACCUGUCAUCAAAGUCCCCGAAUGUCCCUCCUCGGGGACUAACGAAGCUUCCUGUUUACUGGACAACCCUCUGUGUGCCGACGUCCUGUUCGACCUUCAGGACCAGGAGCAUAUCUUUGCACACCGAAUUUACCUCGCUACCUCCUCGUCCAAGUUUUAUGAUCUUUUUCUAAUGGAAUGUGAAGAAGCCCCAAGUUGGAGUGAAGGAGCUUCUGAGAGAGAGAAGCAGAACAGAGAUGCCCAAGGGCAGGCACUGAGUACUGUGCCCGAUGAAGAAAGGGAAGACGGUAACCCCAGGACACCUCAGGCCAAUCAGUGGAUAUGUUCGACUCAGAACAUAUUCCAGCAGGAGACUCCAGGCCUGGGAGCAGAGGGCUCUGCUCUGGAGACGCGGAACUUGUCCAGCUGGAGUAAAGGGUUCAUUAGCAUGCACAAGGAAGUGCGAGUCAACCCCAUCUCACAGAGGGCAGGCCCUGUGACAGUGGUCAGGAUGGACUCUUCAGUCCAGCCAGGUCCUUUCCGAACUCUACUCCAGUUUCUGUAUACAGGGCAGCUAGACGAAAAUGAAAAGGAUCUAGUGGGCCUGGCCCAAAUCGCAGAGGUCCUGGAAAUGUUUGACUUGAGAAUGAUGGUGGAAAACAUCAUCAACAAGGAAGCCUUCAUGAACCAAGAGAUCACAAAAGCCUUUCAUGUCAGGAAAGCUAAUCGUAUCAAAGAAUGUCUCAGCAAGGGGACAUUCUCAGAUGUGACCUUUAAAUUGGAUGAUGGAGCAAUCAGUGCCCAUAAACCACUGUUGAUCUGUAGCUGCAAGUGGAUGGCUGCCAUGUUCGGCGGGUCAUUUGUGGAGAGCGCUAACAGUGAGGUGUAUCUUCCGAACAUAAACAAGAUGUCGAUGCAGGCAGUGCUGGAAUAUCUCUACACCAAGCAGUUGUCACCUAACUUGGACCUGGACCCACUGGAACUGAUCGCCUUGGCAAACAGAUUCUGCCUGCCACAUCUGGUCGCCCUUGCAGAGCAGCAUGCUGUCCAGGAGCUGACCAAGGCUGCAAUGAGUGGUGUGGGCAUUGACGGGGAGGUGCUCUCUUAUUUGGAAUUGGCGCAGUUUCACAAUGCCCACCAGUUGGCCUCUUGGUGUUUGCACCACAUCUGCACCAACUACAACAGUGUAUGUUCCAAGUUUCGCAAGGAAAUCAAGUCGAAAUCUGCAGACAACCAGGAAUACUUUGAGCGGCACCGCUGGCCCCCAGUGUGGUACCUGAAGGAAGAAGACCACUACCAGCGUGUGAAAAGGGAACGAGAGAAGGAAGAUAUGGCACUAAAUAAACAUCACUCAAGACGAAAGUGGUGCUUCUGGAACUCAUCUCCAGCAGUUGCCUGAGGAGGAAGAGGGGGAAAAAAAAUCAACAAUCUGACAGGCCAUUUUUAAAAGCACUACUGUAAAAUUAGUCUUAUUAUUAGCUAGCAGAUGUAGUUCAGGUUUCAGGCACUGAUUUUCCUCCACUUUUGUGCAUUUAUCUUUGUUGGGAUCAAAGCACAAGCUCACCAUCAAUGAGCCUGGACAAAAAAGGGAAGUUAAUGCUCACUGCAUUCCUUAAACUCACAUGUAUAUUAUUUUUUGUUAGGUGGUUUAAUAAAUUUUAAUCCAUGGUCUCACUUCUUUUGAUACAAAGAAGGAAAAAAAAAAAAACAGUCCAGCUUUCAUGUUGCAAAUUCCAAAUGGGAAAAUAUUUUUAUAUGGUCUCUUGUAUUUGGUUGAAAUAAAAAUACUAUGUAUUACUUUAUUUUACAGGCCAUAAAUUAACCAUGAAGUCACCCCAAGUACAUGGCCACUGAGCAUUAUGACAUAAUCAGAGGGUUAUCCUUUUGUUGUGAAGUAAAGGUUUGGAAUGAAUUUCCCAAAGUGCAAGCUAGAGACUGUUUAAUCUAUGUUCUGUCGAAUAACAUUGGUAUAAUUACCAAGUCAGCUCUAAGAACAUGUAUUUACAAUGUUUGCUGUGUAAUUGCUAGUAAUUAUAUGGUUACAUGUGCCAUGUAAAAUAUAGUGAUAUCAAAUCUUCUGUUGUUUCACAUGUCUAGAUUCAAGAUGAUAAUCUUUAUAAUCAUUAGAAGGGCUUAUUAAAUCCCAGCAUUAUCCAGGGCAAACUCACUGGUGGACCUGAAUAUAAAAGAUACCAUAAGAGUGCUAGCGUUUGGAUUGCUGUCUUAAGGUUUAUAUCUCUCAAUAUUCCUCGAUCUUGCCAUGCUUCUGCAUAUAGCUAUUCUACUGACUUGAAUAAGAAUGGGCAAGAAAUGGUCCCUGGACUCUGUCCCACCUUCAGUGGGCUUGUCACCACCAGAAAUGGGCUUCCUCAGGUCUCUCAACUGUGGCCAACUUCAUUUUGUAAGACAUGAUACGUAUUUUUAAAUCUACCCAGGGAAAAUUCAGAUUGCUGCAGAAGUAGGUUAAAGCAGACCACCCACCCCCCGCUGAAAUUCAGCCGGCCUGUGAAAGCACAAAGCUGGAGGCUAAGUGGUCUAGGAUCCUUGUAUUCUCCGAGGCAAACAGGAAUCUUAUUCCAAGAGUCUAGGAAAUGGUGCUAUUGUGAGUUCUGACACUCUGUCAUUCUGAAUUUUCAGUGUUAAAGUAGCAAGUACUGAGCAGGGGAGCUUUCAAGAAGCAGUCAGUCAUUGCUUCUCUGAAAAGUCAUUGUCACAGUGCUCAUGCAAAGAGUAUUCUAAGGCCAGAGCUUCAAACCUGCUGCAGGAUGUGAUGUAGUGGGGGACUAGGGCUUUUUCUGCUGAGAGAUCAGCUUAAUGAUCUAAAGACUGUUGAUUUGGUUUUGCUUUUUUGUUUUUCUGAAGAUGGGGGGGAGUCAGUUGAGUUCAAACGUCAAUGGUGAUAACCAUAUGCAUUUGAAAAUCUCUCCGAAUCACAGAUGGGCCUUUAUUACUGCCAGUGGAAACACACCAGAUUUAAGAGUUUGGAGAGGUCUAGAAAUGCACCCACAUCAAGGAGGGAGCAGUGGAGUAUGAAUGGAAGUUUAUAAAUGCAUCUACCUUAAUUUUUUUGCCAGUAGGGCUAUGAAUUUUUAAUAGAUAACGAAGACAGACGGGAAAAUAAAUGUCAAGACUUGGAAAGAAUUGGCCUAUAUCCCGUCAUAAAAUGGUAGAAGUUGAAUUUUCAAGUCAUCAAAGAUGAGUCGUUAAUAGCCAAAGCUCCCAUGUGAUUGUAAUCUUGCCAAAACCUAAUGGACGUCCAGAUGAACCUGGGGUAUAAGCAAUAAUCUCCACUAGUGCUUGUGAUCAGCUACUGUAACCAAGUGGCUGGUUCAUUUGGUUGAUGCUGAUCAAGGGCCUUUAACUGUGGUGGUUUAUUUCGUGUUUUUUAUUUCACAAAAAGCCAAUAAAAUUGUUUCGUUACAAAA